CCGACCUAUGUUCACCUGAUAUCAAUUACCUAACACCUAACCGAAGAAUGGUCCGUCAAUUAAGAUUUGCUGUUGCUAAAGAUUAUCAUGAAUUCAUGAUGAUGCGUUGAUGACCUCCGAAACUAGUUCGGAUCCGUACUCGGUACUCCCACCCUAACGCACACAAGCACAUUCUCUCUGUGUCUCUAUCCUCAUCUCUGCACUCUUCCAUCGGUCGUCGUUAAAAUUCCUGUAGAAAUAUCAUCAUGUCUUUAUGCACUGGUCUUAUCUCUUCUUUAAUCUGGGGAAGUGACUUGAGCUCAAAUGGGGGCAUUGAGCUCAUAGUCAGGCGUAAAUUUAAAUUCAAUCGAUCAAUUCCAAGGGUUUAUGCGAUGUCAAAAGACAAUGAAACUACUUACAAGAUGAACUUGAAUGAGUAUAUGGUCACCUUAGAGAAACCCCUUGGCAUUCGCUUUGCUCUUUCGGUUCAUGGCAAUGUGUUUGUCCACUCUCUCCGAAAAGGGGGGAAUGCAGAGAAAUCAAGGAUAAUAAUGGUGGGGGACUCUUUGAAGAAGGCAAGUGAUUCUUCUGAUGCCCAGUUUAUUGAGAUCAAGGACAUUGGUGAUGCACAGAGUAUGCUCAAGGAGAAAAGUGGAUCAUUUAGCCUUGUUCUUGAGCGACCCUUUUCACCCUUCCCAAUACAGGAGCUUCUUUUGAUGAAUGACCUUGAUAUUCUUUUCAAUAGAGGCCGUGUUCCUGUAGCCACUUGGAGCAAGACCCUAGUAGCUUCAGUUUUGCAGGGUUCCUGUGAAAGAAAUGGGAAUCCUGGAUUUGUAGUGUUUUCUUCGAAGUUUCUUGUAUCUCAGGCAUGGAAGGUUCUGACUGGUCCAAAUGGAAGUCGCGAUCCCCAUGUACAGAGAAACACUUUUCCAGCACCACUUAACCAACUUGUUUGCAUUUUUACACUUGAAGAUUCCACUGAUUCUGAAUGGACUCAUGGAAGCUUCCCGUUAGGUGAAUAUACUAAGGCAAUUGAUCGUUCUAAAGGAGAAAUCUACUAUAACCAUUCUCUUGGUAUGCAGUACAGCAAGAUAACUGAACAGUUAUAUGUAGGUUCAUGCAUACAAACAGAAACUGAUGUUGAGGCUUUAGCAAGUUUGGGAAUCACUGCUGUCUUAAAUUUCCAGAGUCCUAUUGAAGCACAAAACUGGGGAAUUAACUCUAAUACCAUCAAGGAGUGUUGCCAAAGAUGUAACAUUCUAAUGGUCAAUUACCCUAUAAGGGAAGGGGACUCCUUUGAUAUGAGGAAGAAAUUGCCUUUUUCCGUGGGACUCUUACUACGCCUGUUGAAAAAGAACCAUCGUGUUUUUGUUACUUGUACGUCAGGCUUUGACCGCUCGCCAGCAUGUGUCAUUGCUUAUCUGCACUGGAUGACAGACACUUCGCUGAAUGCAGCUUAUAAUUUUGUCACUGGAUUACACUCUUGCAGGCCUGACAGGCCUGCAAUAGCGUGGGCAUCAUGGGAUCUCAUAGCUAUGGUAGAAAAAGACACACAUGACGGGCCACCAACCCAUGCCGUUAUAUUUGUCUGGAAUGGACAAGAGGGUGAAGAUGUGUGCUUAGUUGGGGAUUUCACUGGUAAUUGGAAAGAUCCAAUCAAGGCAGUACAUAAAGGAGGACCAAGAUAUGAAAUUGAAGUUAGACUACCUCAAGGGAAGUAUUACUACAAGUACAUUGUCAAUGGCCAUUGGAGGCACUCAAAUGCCUCCCCAACCGAAAGUGAUGAUAGGGGAAAUGUUAAUAAUGUUAUUGUGAUUGGUGAUACAGCCAGUGUGAGGCCUUCUGUCCGUCAACACAAAAAGGAUGCAAAUAUUGUGAAGGUCAUCGAGAGACAACUGACUGAAAAUGAGCGCUUCAUGCUGGCAAAAGCAGCUCGCUGCAUUGCUUUCUCUAUCUGCCCAAUUAGAUUGGUGCCUAAAUAGUUUGUAGGAAUGCGUCAAGGGACAGAUUUUGUGCCUCUUAAACAAGCUUCUGAAGGGAUUAUUUCAGAAUGUAAUGCGAAAUCUGCACGCAGUGAUUCCUCGAUCUGAAAUCAAGGGGCUGCAAAUUUGCACGAAGCCAUGUUCAUGUAUGUGUAAACUUGUUACUUAAGCGCACUGUAAAACUUUAGCAAGGGGAAGAUGUCCUUGUGUAGGCAAUGGGUUUGUAAAGCUAUCAAAGUCAACUGAAAUAUAAAGUGUCAGAAACUCGGGGUUUCUGACACUUUAUAGUUCUAACAAAGUCCCAAAUUAAUAUUUUAUUUUUGGUUUUAAGCUAAAUAAACACUCCCGCGAUUCACAGUGAA
Beta vulgaris subsp. vulgaris (sugar beet) is the source of this 2323-nucleotide messenger RNA. Its product is annotated as phosphoglucan phosphatase LSF1, chloroplastic. Gene Ontology annotation, cellular component: starch grain; chloroplast. Gene Ontology annotation, molecular function: protein tyrosine/serine/threonine phosphatase activity; carbohydrate phosphatase activity; protein binding. The transcript has 10 exons. Gene Ontology annotation, biological process: protein dephosphorylation; starch catabolic process. The coding region runs from base 246 to 1961 and encodes 571 amino acids. NCBI's taxonomy places the organism in Eukaryota, Viridiplantae, Streptophyta, Magnoliopsida, Caryophyllales, Amaranthaceae. The record is from RefSeq and is a predicted model, not a curated record.